AUGUUGAUCAAAAGCUUCGUGGAGAAAUAUGCGACGAUGUGCGACCCUGAAAGCAUCCACGUGUGCGACGGGUCGGACGAAGAAUACGACAGCCUCAUCCGACUCAUGCACGAAGCGGGCACCUUGGAACCACUAUGGAAAUACGAAAACUGCUGGCUGGCGAGAACGGACCCCGCGGAUGUGGCGAGGGUGGAGAGCAAAACUUUCAUCUCCACCCCCUUGAGGAGAGACGCUGCCCCCUGCACGAAGAAGGGCCAUCAGAUGAUGCUGGGGAAAUGGAUGGCCUUGCCCCAGCUCGAGGACGAAGUCCUGAGCCGCUUUCCGGGGUGCAUGCAAGGAAAGACGAUGUUCGUGAUCCCGUUCAGCAUGGGUCCGAUCGGGUCCCCGUUGGCCAAGUACGGCGUGGAACUGACGGAUUCCCCCUACGUGGUGGCAUCCAUGCGAGUCAUGACCCGAAUGGGCCAAGCUGUGAUCGAUGCCAUCGAAGACGACGACUUCGUUCGUUGCCUCCAUUCCGUGGGGGUCCCCGAGGGGAAGCCGUGCCGAGUCUCCGCGUGGCCCUGCGACCCCGAGAGGACCAUGAUCGCCCACGUCCCCCAUCGCAACGAAAUCAUCUCCUUCGGCUCCGGAUACGGGGGGAAUUCCCUCCUCGGCAAGAAGUGCUUCGCACUUCGGAUCGGCUCCGUCAUAGCCCAGAGGGAAGGCUGGCUCGCCGAGCAUAUGUUGAUCUUGGGCAUCACGAACCCAGCGGGACAGAAGCGCUACAUAGCAGCAGCUUUCCCCAGUGCGUGCGGAAAGACGAAUUUGGCAAUGUUGGAGCCGGCGGUGCCGGGCUACAAGAUAGAAUGCGUAGGAGACGACAUUGCCUGGAUGAAAUUCGACGCCCAGGGCGUCCUUCGAGCAAUCAAUCCGGAGAAUGGGUUCUUUGGUGUUGCACCAGGGACAUCUAUGAGUACGAAUCCCAACGCCAUGAAAACGAUCAUGACUAACACGAUUUACACGAAUGUGGCGAAAACGAGCGACGGUGGAGUCUACUGGGAGGGUCUUGAGGACGAAACUCCUCCGGACGUGGAGAUCACUUCUUGGUUGGGGGAGAAAUGGACUAAGGAUUCUGGGAAGCCUGCCGCUCAUCCUAAUUCCAGGUUCUGCACACCGGCUGCCCAGUGCCCGAUCAUCGAUCCCUGCUGGGAGUCUCCAGAGGGCGUACCCAUCGACGCGAUCCUCUUCGGCGGUCGCCGACCCGAACCCGGGGGGCUGCCAUUGGUGGUGGAGGCCUUCAACUGGAGCCACGGCGGAAAAUUUAUCUGGCCUGGGUACGGAGAAAAUAUCCGAGUCUUGGAUUGGGUUAUGAAGAGAAUCGAGCGCGAGGACUGUGCAGUGGCAACUCCGAUUGGUAACAUCCCAAAGCCAGGCACCAUUAAUCUCGACGGAUUGAAGGACAAGCCAGACAUGGGUUCUUUGUUCGACAUCUCCAAAGAGUUCUGGCUCAAGGAGGCAAGUCUUAAAUUACCCUAUCAUGUUGAUAUGAUUUUUUCCUCACAGUGCGAUAGUAUCGAGACCUACUUCAACGAUCAGGUCGGAGAAGACCUGCCAGCAGGAAUCGCAGAGGAGCUGAAACAACUUCGCGAGAGGGUGCAAAAAAUGAGC
Darwinula stevensoni is the source of this 1647-nucleotide messenger RNA. The record is from the annotation of a GenBank genome assembly. Lineage: Eukaryota; Metazoa; Arthropoda; Ostracoda; Podocopida; Darwinulidae.